This is a messenger RNA of Brassica rapa (field mustard), 729 nucleotides long. RefSeq lists its product as uncharacterized. NCBI's taxonomy places the organism in Eukaryota, Viridiplantae, Streptophyta, Magnoliopsida, Brassicales, Brassicaceae. The record is from RefSeq and is a predicted model, not a curated record.
AUGGAGAUAGACUCCAAAGUUGCUGAUGCUUGUUCUGACGCUGGCUGGUUACUGAGGCCAGCUAGAUCUCAAGAAGCUGAAGAGCUCCAGAUACUCCUCUGCUCUGUCCCACUACCGUCGCACUCUCAAUCUCCUGAUACCUACUCCUGGAGAGUGAACGACACUGACAUGGAGUCCUACUCAACUAAGCUCACUUGGGAAUCUCUAAGACCCCGAGGACAGAAGCAAGACUGGGCAGGAAAGGUUUGGUUCAAAGGUCAUGUUCCAAGUCACGCGUUUAUGAUGUGGGUCGCACACUUGGAUAGGCUUCCCACAAGGUCUCGCUUGGCUUCGUGGGGACUCCAAAUUGACACAUGCUGUUGUGUGUGUAACCAUUUCCAUGAAACACGUGAUCAUGUGUUCCUUAGAUGUGAGUAUGCAGAGCAAAUUUGGAAAAUGGCAAUUAGGCGACUGGGAUACAGACCAGUCCUCUUCCACACUUGGGACGCCCUUCUUGCUUGGAUAGAUAUGAGGGUUAGACACUGUCCUUCGACUCUCCGUAAACUAACUGUCCAAGCUAUCCUAUACAGACUUUGGCGUGAGAGGAAUCAGCGGCUGCACAAUGCCUCACCAACACCACCCCAAGUAAGCUUUAAGGAGAUAGACAGACAGAUAAGGAACGCCAUCUUGGCUAGGAAACACCGCAGGAAUUUCAAAAACCUCAUGCAAAUCUGGUUGACUCAUGAGUAA